Trichomonas vaginalis G3 is the source of this 582-nucleotide messenger RNA. Its product is annotated as Chain F 40s Ribosomal Protein S5-b. The transcript has a single exon. Gene Ontology annotation, cellular component: cytosolic small ribosomal subunit; ribosome. The record is from RefSeq and is a predicted model, not a curated record. Gene Ontology annotation, molecular function: mRNA binding; rRNA binding; structural constituent of ribosome. Gene Ontology annotation, biological process: ribosomal small subunit assembly; translation. The coding region runs from base 1 to 582 and encodes 193 amino acids. NCBI's taxonomy places the organism in Eukaryota, Parabasalia, Trichomonadida, Trichomonadidae.
AUGCAAGACGUAAAGCUCUUUGGAAAGUAUUCCUACGACGACGUCGACUUCAGCCAGCUUGACCCAGCCCUCGUUGACUACAUCUCAGUCCACGAGAAGCAGCAUGUUAUGGUUCCACACACAGCUGGUCGCUAUGUUCACAAGCGCUUCCAGAAAGUUUCAUGCCCACUUGUUGAGCGUCUUUGCAACCACCUCAUGUCACGUGGCCGCAACACCGGCAAGAAGCUCCUUGCUAUCCGCAUUGUUGAGCACGCUUUUGAUAUCAUUGCUCUCUCUACAGGCCAGAACCCAAUUGUCACAUUUGUCAAGGGUGUUCAGUACUGCGGUGCUCGCGAAGACUCCACACGUAUUGGUGUUGGUGGUACAGUCCGUCGCCAAGCAUGCGAUGUCUCUCCACUCCGCCGCAUUGAUCAGGCUCUCUCCUUGAUCACAGAAGGUGUUCGUAAGGCAGCCUUCCGCUCCUCCCGCAACAUUGCCGAGUGCCUUGCCGACGAGCUCAUUGCCGCCUCAAACAACGACCAGACAUCAUACGCCUGCCGCAAGAAAGACGAACUUGAGCGCAUUGCCAAGUCCAACCGUUAA